Messenger RNA from Paramuricea clavata, 3416 nucleotides. The record is from the annotation of a GenBank genome assembly. Lineage: Eukaryota; Metazoa; Cnidaria; Anthozoa; Malacalcyonacea; Plexauridae.
AUGGGAAAAGAAAUUUGCCGCAAGUUUUGCAAACAAUUGAAGUUGGAAGUUGCGUGUUUUAUUCCUUUCCUUCUGAGAUUCUGGUUGUUGUUUGUUAUUAACGUACAAUCGUUUGGAGAGGAGAUUAAAGAGAUCAGCUUUUGUUAUGAUGGAUCGAAGGAAGGUGGGUUUCGAAAACAUAAAUAUAACUGGAAAGCUACCUCCAAACGAAAAUUUGAAGCCAAACUUGAAGGUCAGCCCCAAGCAGUCUUGCUGCAUGGGAAGCGAGGGAAGAGCACGCACUAACGCAUGCGAAGAGCACAGUCAGUCCGUCAACAUGAAUAUAUAUUCUUGAAAACCAGUUUGAAAUUUACAAACAAAAGAUUUAACAGCGCUGAAAACGUUCUAUUAAUGCAUUAUAUUAUAAAACUCUUUUGUAUAGAUUUUACUUUUAGUAUAGUUCCUUAUUAAAACGGCAUGCUCGCUCCCUGCAAGGGUCUCGGCGUGAGAGAAUCGCGUGUUUGGGGGUCAGAUUUGACCUCAAGAAAAAGGUAGCGUUCCAGUUAUAUUUAUUUCAUGCUUUUUUAUACCCUCUGCAUUUUCAUCAUUCUAAAGGUUACCGUUUGAAAAGUGAGGUGAUAAAAUAUAUUCAAGCUAAGUCUGGAUUGGAGUGUAUCUACUUUUGUAUGAUUAAAGACGAAUCGUGUAGAUCUAUCAACUUCAGAAAAAGCCCAAUUUCUGACGAAAAUUGUGAAUUACUCAAAACCGUUGACUAUGAAGAACCGGCACAGAGCUUGAAGAAAGAUGAAAAUUAUGAUUACUACAUACUUCUUCAACCCAAAAGGGUGAGUAUAUAUGAAUAGUUUGACUCCUCCCAGAGGACCAACCUCGUUCCCAGGGUCUUUCUUAGAACGGCGCGAGGCGAAGGAAAGUUCCUGGUUUCAGCUAGUCACGUGUCACCCAGAUUCUGGGUGAUAAAUUAAAUGAUACUAUGGGCAGGGUGGGAGAGGAGCGUGUUUGUCGCGUUUGUAACAAUAUUUGCAAUUUUGUGUGAUGAAAUUUAAAUUUGCAACAAGAAAUCGUGAAGAGAACUGCAAUUAAAAAUUAAUAUUUAUCGUCAUGUGACUUUCUGCCCUAUAAUCUAGUGUCGAGUUACAAUUCAAGCAAGUUGGAUCAGAUUUCAACUUACAAAGAAAGCACGCCUAGGCGGCGUGGCAAUAAGCCUACAAGAAAAUUCAUAUCUCUAGACCGACCAAUGUGGUUUAUAUUUAUUUAACUGUUAGUAUUAAAGUAUAUCCUGAUACUCGGAGCAAAAGAAUAUAUUUAUUGAUGAGAUGUGGAAUUGAAACGAAAUAGCGAGAUCUUUUGAUUUCCGAAAUAUCGCCAAGACGGCAGCUGUGUCGAGAUUGUUGAUUAUAAAGGCCUUAUCACAAAACUUAAAUCCCGUCAAAAGACUAUAAAAUUUCCUGCAAGAUCUCAACGAUCAUGGUAUAUGUCAAAGUCUAGCUGUCUGUUGAAAAUCUACGGUAUUACAGUAAAGUCAUACAUCAAAGAUAAGUCAAACGACAAUAUAUUUGUCUUACUGUUUACUACUGUGUUUAUAGCCUACCACAUUUAUAAAUUUUAUAAACAGCUUUCGUUUUGACACAAACUGUGUUUAUACCAUAUUUAUAAAUUUUAUAAACAGCUUUCGUUUUGACACAAGCUUUAAUUUUCUGCUUUAUAUAUAUUCUUAAUAAUACAAGUGAGAUUUAACUUUUUUGCUUUGUGAAAUAGAAUACCGUUAUUUUUUAAUGGACAGCUUGUAUCGUCUCUAUCAUAUCCAGGAUUGAUUGUGUGUAAAUAGCCUACAUGUAUCACUAUAUAUGCCACUAUCCAAUAAAUAUAGAAAUAUAAAUGAACUUAUUGAACGAGAAAUAAACAGGUGAUUGAGACACAAUGAAAACUGUUAGUAGCCUUAGUAGAAGUAGAAAACUCGAAAAUUUAUGUGUAUUCGUAUGGCAGUCUGCGCGCGUCUGACACUGUAAAUUUGUGAUGUAGAUUAUAGCCUAGUUGUGUGCAUAUUAGGAAAACAUUAUCUGACCAAGAAAAAGGCUAAAGCCUUACUAUAAUUAAUGAAUACGAAUUAUGUACUAAAUCCAAAAUUUUAAAGAUAAAUCACUGACAGACAUUUCUCUGUUUGUUUACAUUUGCUGAUAAUGGGCUCUACUUUCUAGUCCUAGACAAUAAAAUACAAUACUGUUUCUUUUAAAAAUCUUAUAAACAAGACGUGCAAAGCAUAGCAACGUUUACAAAAUUAAGACAAAUCUAAUGCGUGUUUUAAAAACAUUACAUAUGUAGAAUGCUGACCACUGAAAAGCCCAUAAACGUUUGUUAUAAAACCGCGCUCGAGUGUCAAGAGAGCCGGCAUUGAAUAAUAAUAACACGAGAGAGCACUACGAGUAACGAUUUACUUGGUUUCUUGACCUGAUUGUUGGUAAAAAUGUAGGAAUGUUCUUGUAAAUUCAAAGCAAAUAAAAUAAACAAAAAUUAGCAAGUAUUUUGAACUUACUGGUAAUUGUUCGCAAAAUUUGUGUUUUUAACUGUUUGUAAUUUGAUGCUUUCACCACACCCCCUCGGGCAAUCAAUUUUGGACGAGGCACGUGACCAGCCGAUUCCAGGGUCUUUCCUAGUUGAUUCAAACUCAGCCCCCUUUUGAAAAUCUGUAUAAAGUUUCAAGCAAGUAAAUAAUUAGAUUGGUUUGACAAUGACCUUGAAAUAGAGUCGAAAUAUCACCGCAAUAGAUCGUGCCAUUAUUAUUUGGAGUAUUUUUUUUUAUAUUUCUUAAAAUUGUCUGCUUUUAAGAAUUUCAAGAGGAGGAAGUGCAUAUAAAAUACGGCUUUGUUUAGCACUGAUGAAUUUCCAUGGCGAUUAAUUUAAGUUACGGCACGGCACUAGUUGUGAUUUUCUUUAAUUCACAAUCUUGAACAAAAUGCUUCAGAGCAUCGUACGAAAUAUUAAUAAGAUAAAAUAUAUCGACAAGUUAAAUUUGAUAUCUCUCUUACAUUUGAAUGUUGCGAACAGCCUCGUAACAACUUUUAGUAAUUUAUCAUGACAUAAAAUCGACAAUGAGUUGUGGAGCUGACGUUUGGAUUGAGCAAUUAACCUUUUUGGUAAAGGCGUUUUCCCACAGUGGUAUGCGAAUUUUGUACAAAAGAAAUUGAAAGUUGUCUCAACUGGUUCUGUCCAAAAUUGUCGAAUAAUCAGUAGGUAGUUAUAAUUCGACGCCACCAAAUGUAUCAGCAUAAUUAAACAUUAUUCCUAUAAUCCUAAUUAUGUUAAUAUUUGGAUAAUACUUGGUAUUGUGGCAAAAUGCAUAAUCUCUUUUUAUGUCUAGAAAACGCCAGAUCCUAUUCCAUCAAACGCUCCGGCUGAAAUAACACAACAGUUACCAAGAA